Dimorphilus gyrociliatus is the source of this 2333-nucleotide messenger RNA. Lineage: Eukaryota; Metazoa; Annelida; Polychaeta; Dinophilidae. The record is from the annotation of a GenBank genome assembly.
GCGGGAAUUUGCCUGAAUUUUUUACAUGCGCGAGCUUAGGCGAUUUAUGGUUUGAUAUAUCCACCAGAUGGCACCUAGUGUCAGCGACGUCAUUUUGCACUAGACGCCCGGUCGAUACCAAUAAGUAGAGUGAAAAACUGUCUAUAUGGAGAUCGUCUCAUUUUGACAAUGUCAACCAGGCGCUAUAAGACAAAAAUCAAUGGUUGAUCGAUAAAGGAUUAUCUCUAGAUAUCAUUUAUUGGCCGAAACCAGAAAACCGCAAUACAGACGUUUCUACUGUAUACGACCGACUUUACACUGUAUACUAUGAAUAAUUAUCAACUAUGCAAUCCUAUAACGGAUGGCAGAUGAGACAGAUAGAUAAUAGACGAAAAGAGGAUGAAGCCCAAGCGGAUGUUGGAAUGGUCACUGUCCUGCAGGAAUCGCAGAUGCUCAAGAGUGAAUUGGUUCUUCAUGAAGCGGCAAGAACGGAAAACAUUCCAAAAAUUAGGGAACUUUUGGGAAAGGACGUCGAUAUCAAUUCUCGAAACAACCUAGAUAGAACAGCGUUACAUCUGGCUGCCGCCUGUGGAAAGACAAAAGUGAUUGAAUAUCUUAUCAAACAUGGAGCGGCAAUCGGUGCUCAAGAUAAGUAUGGUAUGCGUCCAAUUUCGUGGGCAGCCUGGUUUGGUCAUCUAGACGUUCUAAAAAUCUUAGUCAAUUUUGGUGCGUCACCUAUAGUUAUAAAUAAGCAAGAAUUUAAUAUUCUGCAUUGUGCUGCUCAGAAUGGUCAUUCGCUUGUUGUGGAAUAUAUUCUUGAUAAAAUAACCGAAAUAAAUAUCAAUUCUGUGGAGAAAAAGGGAAAAACUUCUCUACAUCUUGCCUCUGAAGCUGGCUUUUCUAAUGUUGUUGAAAUUUUGUUAAAAGCUAAAAUCGAUGAUUCAUUAGUUGACAAACAAGGAAGAACAGCAUUACACUAUGCCGCGGACGCUGGUAGAUUAGACGUUAUUGAGAAAUUGGUGCUAAACGGUAACGACGUUAAUAAAGGUGAUAAUGAGUUUGAUCGGCCUAUCCAUUUGGGAGCUUUCCAAAAUCAUUCGGAAGUUUGUCAGCUUUUGACGAAAUCUCUGGCCGACAUAAAUGCUCAAAAUAUAAAAAAGGAGACACCUCUUCACAUAGCUUCUUGUCAAGGUCAUAUUGAAACGAUGCAAAUAUUGAUAGAAAAUGGUGCCGAUAUCAACGCUCAAAAUCUGAAACUGAACACACCUUUACAUUGUGCAGUUUCUAGUAAUAAAUUAGAUGCCACCAAGUGUUUAUUAGACGCCCAUUGCGACCUUAAUCUUCAAAACGCGAGAGAGCAGACUGCUUUACACAUUGCGGCGGAGGAAGAUUGUUUAGCUGUUGUUGAAAUUUUACUAACAAACGGAGCUGAAAUGCACUUUAAGGAGAAAACUGGCAAAACUUGUUUACAAGUAGCUGCAAGAGCGGGAAACGUCAAUGCUGUUGACAUGCUAAUAAAAGCUGAUAGGCAACGGGCUUUACGUAUGCUUAAUGCUACUUGCACAGAAGAUAAUCACAGGUGUUUCUACGGGGAGGAAUGUGGUUUGUUAAAAGAAGACAAUGGUGAAGAGAAUUCAUUGUCUAAAAUUGAAUAUGAAGAUAAGUUAGUAGAAAUUUUGUUCACUCUCUCUCAGCGCCAUCUGAAGGCAGCUGACUGGAAAAGUCUUGCUCAUUAUUGGAGAUUUAGCGACGAACACGUUAAAUCUAUUGAACAUCAAUAUACAGGAAAUGAUAGUUAUAAAGAACAUUCUUAUAGACUUUUAUUAAUAUGGCUCUAUGGGAUUCCAAGGUCAGAAAAUGCUCUUAAAGUUUUAUUUGAGGCGCUCUGCGCUAUUGGUAGGAGAACUUUGGCAGGUAAAAUUAAAAGAAAACAUCAAAUAAUUAAAUUGAUUACACAACAAAAGAAAUUGUUGUUACAUUUCCUAUUAUACAUUUUAGAACGAGUCCGAAAGAAGUGCAGUAAUUCAACAUCGAAUCAGCUGUCAAGAAGAACAUCUUCCUGUAGGAUGUCGUAAUAUCAAUUGAAAACUCUAAUCAUUAUAUGCAACGUAGAAGUUAACAAAAAUAGCUAACAAAGGAGUUUAUAAAUAAUAAUUAACCAAUCAAACAUUUAGGUUAAUUAAAAGAAAUUAUAAAACAAAUUUGAUUAAUAGCUAAGUUAGUUUUCAUAUUGAUAUAUAUAUACUUCUUUGAAUUCCCUUUAUUUAUUAAUACAAUGUACAUAUUUUUACAAGUUACUUUAGAUAAAAAAUUUAGUAUUUAAUUGGUAAAUUAACAAAUAAAAGAACUCUUCG